Messenger RNA from Labeo rohita (rohu), 3368 nucleotides. It is a transcript of the gene slc25a23b, whose product is annotated as solute carrier family 25 member 23b. Gene Ontology annotation, biological process: transmembrane transport. Gene Ontology annotation, molecular function: ATP transmembrane transporter activity; calcium ion binding. Bases 605 to 2050 code for a protein of 481 amino acids. The transcript is spliced from 10 exons. The record is from RefSeq and is a predicted model, not a curated record. NCBI's taxonomy places the organism in Eukaryota, Metazoa, Chordata, Actinopteri, Cypriniformes, Cyprinidae.
UCCAUGACACAGUGUCGCUCCUCAGGGCGCUUUAAUAGAGUUGGGACACCCAGCCCUUCCCUUACGAUUUGUGCAGCGGCGACAGCACUCUUUCUGCACACCACGGUGAAAUGAGCAGCAGACGCGAACCGUUUAGAUGCAGAGAUCUCCGUCGCGCUACGAUGCGGUAACCGGUGCAGGCGGCGCGCUUCAUGUGAUCUGAGCCCACAACAGGACAUUUUUAUAGGAAUGAGUUGAUGGACCUUAGUUUGAGAGAACCGAUUGAACAGACACGGGGAUUAUUAUUCUAGCCGGAGGGUAGAGGUUUAAUACUUCCUGGAUUAACUCUGCCGUAAUCGGUACGGGCUACAGUGGAGCAACGCCGGCUGAUACUGCGCGCCCGUUUAAACGCUUCUUUUUGUCACUCUGACAGGUGAGCGAGGCUGUAUAUGACAUUAAGCAGUUUUUAUUUAUUUCCCUCAAUCCACAAAUCCUCAAAGUGGUCUUUGCUGUAGAAGGCUACCUGUAUUUGGAGGGUAGGAUGCAGUUCCUCUACCUAACACGGCUCUGCCUGCCCUGAUUCUGGAGAACGCAUUUGCCCCACAUUCACCGAGAACUGUUUCAUAUGGGCGAAGCGAGAAGCCGGUUCCCUUGGUUUUGGACAUGGGCUCGCUGUCAAGAUAACGGUGUGUCCGAUCCAGAGCGGGAGAAGCGAUGGGCCGAACUGUUCGACCAGAUGGAUCUAAAUAAAGAUGGGAGGAUCGAUGUGAACGAACUGCGCACCGGAUUAACCGCCUGGGGGAUCGUUCGCAGUGAGGUAGACGAGAUUGUACGUGUGAGUGACACCAAUCAUGACGGCCAGCUGGACUUUGAGGAGUUCGCACAGUAUCUGCGCACGCACGAGAAAGAGCUCAGACUCAUGUUUCGUAGCCUGGACCGCAACAACGAUGGUCACAUAGAUGUUGCAGAAAUUCAGCUCUGUUUGCGCAGCCUUGGAGUGAAUGUAUCCACAGAGCAGGCCUCCAGAAUACUGCAAAGCAUAGACAGAGAUGGCACUAUGACCAUUGACUGGAACGAGUGGCGGGACCACUUCCUGUUUAACCCCUUGCACAACAUGGAGGACAUCGCCCACCACUGGAAACACUCUCUGAUGUUGGACAUUGGAGAGCAGCUGACUGUCCCGGAUGAGUUCUCAGAGAAAGAGCGGCGCUCAGGUGUGGUGUGGAGACAGCUAGUGGCCGGGGCAAUGGCGGGAGCCGUAUCGCGAACGGGAACUGCUCCUCUCGACCGUCUUAAAGUUUUCCUUCAGGUCCAUGGCUCCAGCGGUGUGAGUUUGUUUAGCGGCUUGCGGGGAAUGGUGCAGGAAGGAGGACUGAGGUCCCUUUGGAGAGGCAACGGCAUCAACGUCCUCAAAAUUGCCCCGGAGUCAGCUAUCAAAUUCAUGGCUUAUGAGCAGAUCAAAUGGCUGAUAAGAGGCAGUAAGGAGGGAGGCUCUCUAAGAGUUCAGGAGCGCUUCAUUGCUGGAUCACUGGCAGGAGCUACAGCUCAGACCAUCAUCUACCCCAUGGAGGUGUUGAAGACACGUUUGACCCUCCGGAAGACAGGACAAUAUUCUGGCAUGGCAGACUGUGCCAAACAGAUACUGCGUAAAGAAGGAGUGCGUGCGUUCUACAAAGGCUAUGUGCCCAACACACUUGGCAUCAUCCCGUAUGCUGGCAUUGAUCUGGCUGUCUAUGAGACUCUAAAGAACGCUUGGCUACAGCGGUACUGCAUAGGCUCGGCUGAUCCUGGCGUUCUGGUGCUUCUUGGAUGUGGCACUGUGUCCAGCACAUGUGGGCAGCUGGCUAGUUACCCUCUGGCUUUAAUCCGUACGCGCAUGCAGGCUCAGGCCUCAGCAGAUGGCGCUCCUCAGCUGUCGAUGCUUGGCCAGUUCAAGCACAUUGUGUCCCAUGAAGGCGUUCCUGGACUUUACCGAGGCAUUGCCCCCAAUUUCCUCAAAGUCAUUCCUGCCGUCAGCAUCUCUUAUGUGGUUUAUGAGCAUAUGAAGAAAGCACUGGGAGUGGGAUCUUAAACCAAGACAAAAUCAGUGUGAAAAACAAAAACAAAACCUGUAUUAAAAAGAGGACGAUGAAGCUUCUGAACCUCGUAAAAAGAGCCUUAGGGAGGCACAGAGGACCCUUAGAGAACAGAAUAAGGAAGACAUAAUCAAUGAAUGACCUAAAAACCUCUACGCUGUACGCAAUCACAUUCCCAUGGCAAUUUACACUUUAAUAGGAUGGAAAGAUAGUUUUGGGCUGAAGCAACCAUUAAGAACAGUGGUUGUGUUCAGAGUAUGUUUUAUCAGUGACUGGCAGCUUGGAGAUCUCAGGUUUAUUGUACACUAUUUACCUGCUAUUUCACAUAAACAAUUUCUUAUUUGCAAAGGUGAACACUGUUGCAUAGUACUUCAUUUUACAAGGAAUGUAAUGCCAUUACUGUGGCGUGGUGAUUAACGUGGCGUAACUGACGCUUCGCAAAGACCCGCCCCCCUUCGUUACUGUUGCUAUGUCCGAUAAGCUGAGUUCUCACGCAGUGGAAUAUACGUUACAUCGCGGAGCAAAGACGAAGUUGACAACGUGCCGACAGACAAGACAGAGCAUGUUACUUUAGGUAUGAAAGAAGCGCCUCCGUUUAAGCAGCAGGUGAACCAAUCAUCUCUUCCUCUUUACCAGAGGAAAGAGAAAAUACGACACCAAUUUUCAAGUUAAAGUCCAUCAACGUUAAAAGAGAAGUCCACUUCCAGAACAAAGAUUCACAUAUAAUGUACUCUCCCCCUUGUCAUCCAAAAUUAUGUCUUCCUUUCUUCAGCUGUAAAGAAAUUAUGUUUUUUUAGGAAAACAUUUCUGCAUUUUUCUCCAUGUAAUGGACUGGUACGGUGCCCCAAGUUUGAACUUCCAAAAUGCAGUUUAAAUGCGGCUUCAAAUGCGGUUGUAAACGAUCCCAGCCGAGGAAGAAGGGUCUUAUCUAGCGAAACGAUCGGUUAUUUUCAUUUUAAAAAAUACAAUUUAUAUACUUUUUAAUCUUAAACGCUCAUCUUGCCUUUCUCUCCUUGAACUCUGUGUAUUCUGGCUCAAGACAGUUAGGGUAUGUCGAAAAACUCCCUCGUAUUUUCUCCCUCAACGUCAAAAAUCAUUUCAUAAUCAUCCUACAUCACUGAAGAAGUACUGACACAGUCUUUGCAAAGUAAACAUGCAAAGGAGAUCAAACACCCUCAACAAAAAAGAUAAAACAGCGACAUAGGACGAUUCUGAAGUUGAGGGAGAACAUGAGUUCUUUCGGAACAAAAACAGUCCAGGCAGAGUAAGACAAGACGAGCGUUUGGCAUUAAAAAGUAUAUAAAUUGUAUUAUU